This is a messenger RNA of Hibiscus syriacus, 1196 nucleotides long. RefSeq names its product protein ORANGE-LIKE, chloroplastic-like. NCBI's taxonomy places the organism in Eukaryota, Viridiplantae, Streptophyta, Magnoliopsida, Malvales, Malvaceae. The coding region runs from base 24 to 950 and encodes 308 amino acids. The record is from RefSeq and is a predicted model, not a curated record. Gene Ontology annotation, cellular component: chloroplast membrane. The transcript is spliced from 8 exons.
UCUCGAAAGAGAUUGAAAACGAAAUGGAAACUUUCCAUCUCUGCUCUCAUUAUCUUCAUCCUUCGGCUUCUCCAAAUUUCAAAACCCUAAUCCCAAUUCAUGGAAACACUAAAUUCCCCUGCCCCCCAAAACACUUUGCUCCUCAUAAAUCCCUCUGUUUCUCCUCUAAAAACAACCCUCCCCCUCCUGCUGAUAACAUUCCCAGUAACUUUUGCAUCAUUGAAGGACCGGAUACUGUUCAAGAUUUUGUGAAGAUGCAGCUGCAGGAAAUUGAAGAUAAUAUAAACAGUAGGCGCAAUAAGAUUUUCCUCCUUAUGGAAGAGGUAAGGAGAUUACGAAUACAACACCGGAUAGAGAAUGCGAAAGUGAACAAUGAGAACGACGAGGAGGAAACAGAUGAGAUGCCUGACAUUCCAUCUUCAAUUCCUUUUUUCUCUCAUGUGACACCGAAGACAAUGAAGCAACUAUAUUUCACAAGCCUGGCAUUUAUAUCUGGAGUAAUUUUAUUUGGAGGCCUUAUUGCGCCAACGCUGGAGCUAAAAUUAGGUCUAGGAGGCACCUCGUAUGAAGAUUUCAUACGUAACAUGCAUCUGCCAUUGCAGUUAAGUCAGGUUGACCCUAUCGUGGCAUCGUUUUCGGGAGGGGCAGUGGGUGUCAUUUCAGCCUUGAUGCUAAUUGAAGCCAACAAUGUUGAACAGCAGGAGAAGAAAAGGUGUAAAUAUUGCCACGGAAAUGGAUAUUUGGCCUGUGCAAGAUGUACUGCAAGUGGUGUAUGCUUGAGCAUUGAUCCUAUCUCGCUAUCCAGUGCUUCUGGACGGACUUUAAAAGUGCCUACUACCGAAAGGUGUCUGAACUGCUCCGGUUCGGGAAAGGUGAUGUGCCCAACUUGUCUGUGUACGGGAAUGCUGAUGGCUAGCGAGCAUGACCCACGAAUCGAUCCAUUUGACUAAGAAGACCGAAGACUCUUUCCGCCCCUCCUUGUUCCCCGGAAAGUUUAUCGUUUCCACUCGGUAAAAGAAAAUGAACGAUAGACGGGAAACGACGGAGGGAUGUUAGAUAUGAUUGCAAAUGUCAUAACUCGUUAUCGUUUAUGGAUUCUCCUUCUCUCUCUCCUAUUCCUACAGAAACAAGUAAUGAUAUGUACUCUUAAGCACUAAUGAAAUCGGGUUAAAGUGAAAACAGUUUUUAAAUUUCAA